Closterium sp. Yama58-4 is the source of this 1263-nucleotide messenger RNA. The record is from the annotation of a GenBank genome assembly. NCBI's taxonomy places the organism in Eukaryota, Viridiplantae, Streptophyta, Zygnematophyceae, Desmidiales, Closteriaceae.
AUGCCCAACGUGACGUUCUCGGGCUUCAACGUCAGCCACAAGGACGACUGCCUCAAAAACACCAAACAGAACAACCUGCCGCAGAUGGACGGUUGCAACAAGAAGUGCACUCCUGCGGGCAUCACAUGCGCGAUGCCCUCUGGAUCCCCUCGCUCACCAUCCCCAACAUCGUCUUCUACCCCGCAAGACCGCUACCAAACUGAGAGCAUAUUCUUCUUUGGCGAUUACAGCACCGACGCCAGUGCCGUCGACAGAGAGGUCAUCGUUGAGGGAACAUUCUCCUCGCCCUUCGCCUUCCAGAAAUUCCCCUUUGACUCCCAGGUGCUGCGGUUGGUGGUGGCGGUGGAGGGCAGUGGCGAGUUCUACCUGGUGGGGAGCAACUCGGGACGGCAGUCGGAGCAGGGGGGCGGGCAGCUGGGGGGAGGGGGAGGCACGUACGUGAAUGAUGAGGUCACGGGCUGGAAGAUCGCGAGUGUGGCUCUCAACUGCACUCCCUCUGACACCACUGUCAGCAGCUCUGCUACCUACACUCCAGAGGACCCGUGGAACGCCGUACCGGACAACACCGGCAGCGAUGGAGCAGCGAGCAACCAGAGCUCAACAUGCGUUUUCACCAUCCAAAUCAAACGCACCAGCAGCGUCUACGUCAUCGCUGUGCUGCUGCCGGUCAUCCUGAGCGUCUAUCUCACAUUCACGGCCUUCAUUGCAAAGCCAGAGGAUCUCGAGAUUCGAUUGGGGGCGUGCCUCACGCUCUUCCUUGCACUCGUCGCCAUUCAGUUCGUCAUUGACAGCCAGCUACCACGCACGUCAGCAAUAACCAACUUUGGGUACCUGAUGAUCACGUCUUACAUCGUCAUCUGGCUGUGCACCAUGGAGACCCUCGUCGCCUUCUGCAUCGCCGAGCGCAUCGAGAAGAACGUGCAGGAGCUCGUGCAGGAGACGCUGCCACCCGGUCUCUCCAUGAAGCGCCGCUCCGAUGCCGACAAGACAGCAGGCGAGAAGCUGAUGGCCGCUGACAGCGACGACCCUGAAGCCAUUGCGGAAGCUGCGGCUGCAAGGAGGGCUGCUGCUGCUGAGGAGAAGCAGAAGAAGAAUGUCCCAGGCCUGAUGAGAUUCCGGUUGUUUGGCUACCAUGUGAGACAGUCCGACCCCGACAGAGCUAAGAAAGGCAACUACCGGCUUGCAGUCAGAAUCGACUUUGUUGUUGGUCUUUUUCUCUUCACUGGCUACACUGUGGCCUGGAUAGUUCUGUGCACCAUUUGA